This is a messenger RNA of Fimicolochytrium jonesii, 1443 nucleotides long. RefSeq lists its product as uncharacterized. NCBI's taxonomy places the organism in Eukaryota, Fungi, Chytridiomycota, Chytridiomycetes, Spizellomycetales, Powellomycetaceae. The coding region runs from base 326 to 1273 and encodes 315 amino acids. The record is from RefSeq and is a predicted model, not a curated record. The transcript is spliced from 3 exons.
AAGUCUCGCGUACCUUUGAGAAAGACCAACACCACUGGAUUGAGUAAUACAAGCGUCGUUGGAACACAGUCGUGGUGCAAGAUGAUGGCGUGGGAACCAACUUCAACCAAGGCCUUUUGUAAGUUUAUUGUUUUCUUCCCUACUUGUCGGAGUACGCUGUACCUCCCUUUUCGGAUAUGUCUCUCCUUUUUGCUUCACUACAAACCACCAUCUUAGUCCCGAGCGGAACCUUUCAAGGCGGAAGCAUCUUGCGGCGCUCUCCUCUGGUGGAGGCAGCACUGUGGUUUUGGGUACCAUAAACAAUGCGCCCGCCAUUUUGAAGAUCAUGCCGCCGACAGAUCCUCUAUCGGAACGGGAAGGAGAUAUUCUUACCAGGCUGAAGAGCCAGGUAUUACAUACUGAACGACAACGGGUUCAGGGAACAACUGGCUCGAAUUGCCACCGGCAGUCAAAUGCCGCAACAAUCACCAAUCGCCCACGACAAUGGACUGAAGUGCUCCCUGACUGGAGUCGGCGGGGCCUGGACGAAGGAAGCGUUUUUUUGUCAUUUGAUCGCCUCUCUGACAGUAACGACUACGUGUACGCAUACAAGACCGGUAAAAUCCCCGCCAAAGUGCAUCCUGCACAUUUCGCCGACAAUCUCCGUGUCGUACUCAGAGGAGUGAAUCAGUAUCUUGGUUUCCAACGUAGCGGUAACGUCAGCAAUUCCUCUCAGUGCCAAAUGGUGCAAAGAUGGAUAGCACACAUAAGGACCCACGCGUACCGCAGCGCGUAUCACUGGCAGACUCCCCAGCACUGUUUACCGCUGUCCACAAUAUUGAACCGCCCUGCCAUGUCGACGGUACCGGCCUGGUUAGAGGAGAUAGAAGAUGUCGACCCCGAGGAAAAUGACUCUGAUGUCGAGGAGGAUAGUUCCAACAUUCCGCGUCCUGCGUUGAUGGAGCUUGAUUUGGGCCGGAUCGCCAACACCAACUGCGACGGGAUCACCAACACUAAAUGCGACGGGAUUGCCAACGAGACACUGCCCGAUCGUACUCGCUGGCAGGUUUAUGAAGCCUUCUCGGUUCAGGCAAUGAGGAACGAGUGUAAGGCAAAGAAGCUCCAAUCGGUGGGCAAUCGCGCUCAACUGUUGAAGCGAUUGAACGACAAGCAAGUUUUCAACUGCCGGCCAGCCAAUUUCGCGACCUUCUCGUCCCCGCGGUUAACGGCCAGCGGGCCAGAGCGGAUAUCCCGGCAUCGGCUAUCGCCGACUUAUUCCGCACCCUUUUACUAGCUUCAUGGCACCGGCGCGUCGAAUUCUAAUGCGCAGCUUUUACUUCGCCUGUACCUCGUGUUGUCGGCUUAUAUGCGUACUAUGGGAGCAUUAGGGUCAGCGCCAAACGGGACAUUUCAAUAGAAAGGCUGCUUUUCCCUCUGACGUGUGAAAAGAAAAACCAAGCAUCU